CUAGUCCUCACUCACUCUCUAGAGUAAGACCGAAAAGCCUCCAUCAACAUGGCACGCAGUAGCUUUGCAUCAGGAUCCGUGUACCUCGGUUAUGGUGGAGGUGGAAGGGGUGGCAGCUUACGCGCCGGAAGCGUCCAUGGUGGAGCAGGAGGCCAUGGGGUUCUCAUCUCCCAAGCCUCUCGGCCUUUGUUGGUUGGUCCAUCUAGAUUAGUUGGUGGAGGCCUCGGCUCUGGUGUAGGUCUUGGUACAGGUCUUGGUGUAGGUCUUGGUACAGGUCUUGGUUCAGGUCUUGGUUUAGGUCUUGGUUCAGGUCUUGGUGUAGGUCUUGGUUCAGGUAUUGGUGCAAGCUCUGCUACAGUUUUAGGUGCAAGCUCUGCUGCAGGUUUUGGCUUUGGAAGUGCUGGUGGGUUUGGAAGUGGUGCUGCAUUCAAAGUUGGACCUGGGUUCGGAGGUAUCAUUGGGGGAGCAGAUGUUGGCAUCCUGGGCAAUGAGAAGUUCACCAUGAGGGUACUCAAUGACCGUUUGGCCUCCUACCUGAAGAAGGUGCACUUAUUGGAAAAGGCCAAUGCAGAGCUUGAGCUGAAGAUCAGGCAAUUUGUGGACAGCAGGACUUCACCUAUUGCACGGGACUACACUGACUCCUUGUCUACCAUCAAUGAGCUCCAGGCAGAAAUUCUGGAUGCCAUUCAGGUGAGAGGUACAGUCCAACUCAACAUUGACAAUGUCACCUUGGCUGCAGAUGACUUUAGGAUUAAGUAUGAGAAUGAGUUGUCCAUUCGUCAGGCUGUUGAGGCUGAUAUCGCUGGGCUGAAGAGGCUGCUGGAUGAUAUCCACCUGGGCAUGGCUGAGCUCACUCUGCAGAUUGACACACUGAAUGACGAGAAGGCCUUCAUCAAGAAGAACCAUGACGAGGAAAUGGUGACCACACGCAGCCAGAUGAGUGGACAGAUUCACGUGGAGGUGGAAGCUGCACCACAGCAAGAUCUCACCAGCGUUCUGGAAGACAUCCGUGAUCACUACGAGACCAUCGCUGCCAAGAACCGGAGAGAGCUCGAGGGCUGGUUCAAGGGCAAGUUGGAGACCCUGAGACAAGAGGUUGCUACCGGCACACAGACCAUAGCAACAUCUCAUACAGAAAUGAGUACAGAGAAAACCAAAGUGCAGGGCCUGGAACUCGAGCUCCAGUCUGUUCUGGCCGUGAAAGCAUCCUUGGGAGCAAAACUGCUAGAGACACAGGCUUUCUACGCUGCGCACUUGUCAGGAUACCAACUGCAGGUGACGAGUCUGGAGGAACAGCUGCUGCAGCUUCGUGCUAAUCUUGAUCGUCAAGGCCGUGAUUAUCAGAUGCUGCUGGACAUCAAGACCAGACUGGAGGUGGAGAUUGCUGAAUACCGGAGACUGCUGGAAAUAGGGGCCCUCGGAAUUGCCUUAGAUAUUACCGGCAGGAGCUCUCCUUCCGCGGCUCCUUCUGCAGCUCCUACCGGAGUGCUGCUACAGCAACCUAAAGAGAAGGCUGAUCCAAUUCCAGUAGAAUGACAACAAAACACAUGAUGGAAUGUAUUUCACUAAGCAUUUCAGUCAAGUAAUAAAGAUAAAAUUUCAAUCAU
Pangasianodon hypophthalmus (striped catfish) is the source of this 1607-nucleotide messenger RNA. RefSeq names its product keratin, type I cytoskeletal 50 kDa. The record is from RefSeq and is a predicted model, not a curated record. The transcript is spliced from 8 exons. Gene Ontology annotation, molecular function: structural molecule activity. Lineage: Eukaryota; Metazoa; Chordata; Actinopteri; Siluriformes; Pangasiidae. Bases 49 to 1536 code for a protein of 495 amino acids.